Pecten maximus is the source of this 1382-nucleotide messenger RNA. RefSeq names its product ras-related and estrogen-regulated growth inhibitor-like. The record is from RefSeq and is a predicted model, not a curated record. The transcript is spliced from 5 exons. Gene Ontology annotation, molecular function: GTPase activity; GTP binding. Lineage: Eukaryota; Metazoa; Mollusca; Bivalvia; Pectinida; Pectinidae. Bases 382 to 1041 code for a protein of 219 amino acids.
GGUCAGGUACAAUGCAGAUUAGACAAUUAGAUAACGGUGGAAGAUAAUGACGAUUACAGAGAUGAGGAGAGGAGGGUCGAGCUGUAGGUGUAUAUACUGGGGAAUACUUCACUCUAUCGGCACCUGGUGUGAGAGGAGAGAGGUAUAAAUAGUGCACAGUUAGAGUGAGAAGGGGAAUAUAAUGGCAUCGACAAAGCUUCAAGAACGAGCAGAGCUGUGUAUUGUCCAUUAGUAUCCUGUAUCAUUAUAUACUUCCAAUGCCAUGGAGUUGUAACGUUUGGAGUUCCUAGACGGAGAUGGUCCGAUAACUUACCUGUCGGAAUUGUGUUAUUACCUGUGUGACUUAUUUGUGUCACACCUGUCCCUUUCCCCGUUGACAUUAUGAGCGGAGGGGGCGGGCUCAGCGACUCUCCCACGGGAGGCACGGGGGCAGGGCUCCGGCCGUACCUCAAAAGGAAAAAAUCCUCAUUUGGCGACACCAAGAUCGCUGUUCUAGGUCAUGAGGGAACCGGAAAGAGUGCGUUGUCUGUGCGGUUUCUGACAAAGCGUUUUAUUGGAGAAUAUGACCAGACAAUAGAAUCCAAAUAUAAAUAUACAACAGUGGUCGACACAGAAUCCAUCACAUUCGAAAUCCUCGACACCAUUUCAAACAGAGAGGAUUGCGGUGCUCGUGAUGACGUAUUACGAUGGGGUGAUGGAUUCAUGUUGGUGUAUUCUGUCGUCAGCCGGAAGUCGUUUGACGCCUUACAAGAGGUGAAACGGAAAAUAGAGGACGCCAAAAAAGGCUCCCCUGCUCCAAUCCUUAUGGUUGGCAAUAAAUGUGAUCUGGCACAUAUGCGUCAAGUUACUAAAGAUGAAGGUGAGAAGCUGGCUCUGGAGUUUGGAUGUACGUUUGUGGAGGUUUCUGCUUCGGAGGAUGUCAGUCAAGUAACAGAGGCAUUCCAUGCCCUCUGUCGGGAAGUUAUAGAAUUCAAGCGAAGAUCAAGGACAUUUUUAGAUCGUGUAUUUGGUGCCUUCGGGAGAGAAAAAGCGUCUUCCUGACACAAAUAAAUCAUGUUUAAAAGUUAAAUAGGACAAAAUAUAUUAUAUCGCUCUUCUGUACACGUUUAAAGAUUACGUUCUGAGGAGUAAAAUGUUUAUGGGAUGAUAGCAACAGUGCUUGAUACAAACAAUGCUUCGACUCCCGUGGAGUUCGUCAUUGCGUCUGCAUCUCGAGUUAUGAGGAGCGGCGUGUGCUUUACAAACACAUUCGUGAUUAAGACAAAGCGGCGUCUACUACAGCAUUAGUCGGGAUAUCACACAUUACAGGUUACAGUUUACUAUUGUUUUGUUGAGAGAAUACGUAUGUAUUUAAAUGUAUCAUUAAAUGUAUUUCAUUAUGU